Molecule: messenger RNA, 2661 nt
Organism: Cladocopium goreaui
Lineage: Eukaryota; Dinophyceae; Suessiales; Symbiodiniaceae
Source: the annotation of a GenBank genome assembly
AUGCGAAACGCCCAGCAGAGUGAACAUCUCGAGGCCACCGGCGGUUGGGCCGAGCAGUUGCAGGGUCUUUAUCGUGCGCUGAGGGAACUGGACAGACCGGCGUCUGAGCUGGGGGUUCCGCAUCCCCACGGGCAGGAAUGGUACGAACUGCUGGUUCACAAGCUGUUGCCGCAAGCCGAGACUCAGCCGUGGCUGGUGGUGGCCGUGGUGGGCGGAACGAACAUCGGCAAGUCGGUAAUUUUCAAUCAUCUGGCCCGCGAGGCCGCCAGCAGCGCCAGCCCAUUGGCCGCCGGAACCCGACACCCGGUGUGCCUUGUGCCCGAGGAGUUCGCCGAUAGCGAGCGGCUGGAAGAACUGUUCGAAGGGUUCGAGCUCGAGCGCUGGCAUAGCAGCGAUGACCCCCUGUCGAAAGAUCCGGAGAACAAACUCUUCUGGCGAACGAGCACCAGUGUUCCCCCGCGGCUGAUGUUGCUGGAUACGCCCGACAUCGACUCCGAUGUCCAGGUGAACUGGGAACGGGCCGAUGCGAUUCGCCAGGCGGCCGACGUGCUGAUCGCCGUUCUCACACAACAGAAAUACAACGAUGCGGCGGUGAAGAAAUUCUUCCGCCAGGCCGCGGCGGCCGACAAAGCGGUGAUCGUGGUCUUCAACCAGGUGCACAUUCAAGAAGACCGCGAGUACUGGCCGCAGUGGCUGCACACAUUCGUCGAUGAGACCGGGGCCCAUCCCGAGUUGGUUUAUGUCGUCCCGUCCGAUCGCGCUUCGGCCGGAGCGUUGUCCUUGCCCUUUUACUUCGUGGGGAGCGACGGACGUGCCCCGUUGGCCGAGCCUGCUUCGCUAAGCGACGAGUUGGCCGCCAUGCACUUCGAUGCAAUCAAGGUUCGCACGUUGCGGGGUGCCCUGCGAAGGGUGGUCGACCCGCGCGAGGGCGUGCCGGGUUAUUUGCAUUCGAUUCGCGAGGCCAGCAGCGGGUUUGCCUCCGCACUGGAGGUAUUGCAGUCGGCCAAUGUGGCCCGCGUGGAUUGGCCCUCACUGCCGCCGAAGAUUCUGGUUCAUGAAAUAUCGAAGUGGUGGGACGAGCGUCGUAGUGGAUGGUCUCGCAGCAUUCAUGGUGCUUACCGCACGGUGUGGGAAGGCGUCACGUGGCCGGUUCGCAAGGGCUGGGAAGCGAUGAACCCGCCGGCCCCCGACGCGAUGGAGCAGUUCCAGAACCAGGAACGAGAAGCCAUCACCAAGUCGGUCGAGCGACUGCUGGCCGAACUCGAACGGCUGGCCCAAGUGGGCAACGAAACGCUACGGCCGCGGAUGCAAGCACUGCUGGGUGGAGGUGCACGAGCGAAGCUGCUUAGCACGCUGGCCGCACGGCACGAAGAGCUGCCGCCGAUCGGGGACGACUUUCGCACUUACCUGCGAAAGGAACUGGACGCCUGGGCAGUCGAGCACCCGCAAGCCACGCGUUGGCUGCAAUCGGCCGAUCAUGUGGCGGCCAUCGCGCGACCGGCGAUCAGCGUGAGCUUGUUCUUCGGCGGCAUGAUGAUGAUCGACGGGGUGGCCGCGCAGGCCGCGGGACAAGCUGCUACUCAUCUGGCCACUGAAGUGACCGUGGCCAGUGGAAUCACCGGCGGGGGCGACGCCGUGGUUGCGGCUUCGGGUUCGGGAGUCGCGCGGGCGGCGGCCCGCCUGUUCGGCAAUCUGCAGCGUGGUUAUGCAGAACUACGGGUACGGUGGUUCUAUGAAACCCUGCAAGAUGUGCUGCUGGGUGACGUGAUUGCCGAGCUGCAGGCCAGCGAUUUCGCCAAGUUGCUGGCACCGGCCGCGGGUUGGUCCGACCGUGAGGACGGCAUGUUGAAGUCGAUCGAAGUGGUCUCCGGCUUGUUGCGCACGGUGCUGGGCCUGGUCAUCGUGGGCAUGCUGGGCGGUGGUGCCUGGUAUGGUUACCAGAUUUAUCACGCCCGCGAGUUGACCGAGCAGCGGUUGGCCGAUCGCGAACGGGAACUCGAAGCCCGUCAGCAAGAGCUGGCUGCCAGUCAGGCCGAAGUCGAACAACUCACCGGGAAGGUCGCCGAGCAGUCGGUGCAGAUCGACCGGCUCGAUACCGCCGUGCGACUGCUGAAGGUCGAUCACCGCGUAGCUCAAAUCGUGGUGGUUGGACAAGAACUCGGACCCGACGGUGAAGUGGAGACCACCACGUUCAACUUCGUCGAAGUCGACAACGACCAGAACGCUCUGGAGCAACCACGUACGUUCACCAUCGAGGGUGACCUGCUGUACAUCGACACCUGGGUGGCCAAGUUCGCCGACGAGCAUGUGGAGAAUGAAGAUCCGUUGCGGUCCACCUCCAUCUGCUUGUUCAAGCGACUGUUCAGCGAGAACCAGGCUCCCGUCGAUGGCUUCGUGCUCGACCCGAUUGGCAGCCGACCGGUGGCUUACAGUCGCGGUAGCGAGAUGACGGAACUCGAACGUGAUCUGUGGACGAACUUCUGGGACUACGCCAACGAUCCCGAACGGGCCGAAGCCACCGGGAUUCGCUCGGUGCACGGUGAAGCUCCCUCGAUCGAACUCCGCCGCGGCAACGUCUACAAGCUAACCCUCCGCGCCUCCGGCGGUCUCUCAAUCAACGCCGAACGCCUACCGCCGGGCUUGCAGCCGUUUGGGGCGUAG